Messenger RNA from Drosophila hydei, 2104 nucleotides. It is a transcript of the gene FucTA, whose product is annotated as glycoprotein 3-alpha-L-fucosyltransferase A. Bases 380 to 1906 code for a protein of 508 amino acids. Gene Ontology annotation, molecular function: alpha-(1->3)-fucosyltransferase activity. Gene Ontology annotation, cellular component: membrane. The transcript has 5 exons. The record is from RefSeq and is a predicted model, not a curated record. Lineage: Eukaryota; Metazoa; Arthropoda; Insecta; Diptera; Drosophilidae.
CUGUCAAAAGGGUCUUUUAGACGCCCCUCAUUGGAUAUAUGUGUCAUAAUUUGUGCAGAUAAGGUGACGCAACGUAGCCACGACUCGGCGAUUGCAAACAGUUUUAGCUUCUGCUCGAUACAGGGCUAGACUGAAAGCCUAGUUAUUCGUGUACGGGCAGCGGACUAACAUAGAUCGACAGCACGGAACACGGACAGACAGACAGACAGACAGGCAGAAGCGAACGCAUCGUACAGAUCAUUAACACAGCAAUAUGGCCAAGUUAACUGGCUGAGCCGUUAGCCAACUUUACGCCCCACUCAGUCAGCAGUCCAUUACUAAAGCGCAAGGUCAUAGAGAAAGAGCAACCCUCGGGAAGCUUACCAGAGCUGUGUUCAGAAUGCGACGUCCAAAAAUAUCGCUGAAGAAAUAUUUCUAUUUUACGCUGAUCUGUGCGCUGCUUCUCAUAUUCGGCUUCAAUCUCAAAGAGAAAGAGAUAUGGAAGUCGACAAUCUCGCGACCCGUUCUAACCCCCGCACAGCAGCACCAGCACCAGCAGCGACGUGAGCUGGACACAAAUGAGGUAAAGACUUGGCCUUUGGAGGAAGCCACAGUGAUAUAUGCUUCGGCGCCGCCAGCUUCGCCUGAAUCCCUGCCUGACACAGCUGAACAGCAGCAACAGCAGCAGCAGCUGGAGGCAGAGGAGGAGGAGGCAGAAGAUGCUGCGGCCGAUAAGCGUGUUGAGCUAGCGGCUACAGCCAAGCCCUGGUUCUUUCGCAAUGGGGAAUACUAUCCGAAGCCAGCGAAGAGUUUCAGCAACCGCAAGGCACGCAAGCAGCACGCCCCCAAGCUGUUUCCACACCAGGAUCCGCACAACGAUCGUGUCAUCAAUCAGCUGAUGUAUGUGCCACACAACUAUGAACAGAUCAAGGCGAGUGGCAAGCUGAAAACCAUUUUGCUCUACAACGGAUUGGGUCCGUGGAAUGUGAAGAAGGGUCGUGAGGUUUUCCUGCGCUCCAAGUGCCCCGUGGACACAUGCGAGCUGACUGCCCAUCGGGAGCUGGCCAGUGUGGCAGACAUGAUACUCUACAAGGACAACUACAUACCAACGGGCAUACGCCGGCCCAGCAAUCGCAAGCAGGUCAGCAUGAUGUACUACCUGGAGUGUCCAUAUCACACGCAGAACGUCAAGGUGCCAGACGCCAUCAACUGGACGGCCACGUAUAGACGCGACAGUACUGUGAUGGCGCCCUAUGAAAAAUGGCAGUACUACGACACGAAGCUGCAGCAGCAGGAACAGGAUCACAACUAUGCGCUCAACAAAACGAAAAAGGUGGCCUGGUUCGUCUCCAAUUGCGGCGCACGCAACGGCCGAUUGCAGUACGCACAUGAGCUACAGAAACAUAUUGAGGUGGAUAUUUAUGGCGGCUGUGGCAAUUUCAAAUGCCCUCGCAGCACCGCCGACAAAUGCUUCGAUAUACUGGACAACGAUUACAAAUUCUACUUGGCAUUCGAGAACUCCAAUUGCAAGGACUACAUCACUGAGAAGUUCUUUGUGAAUGCGCUGAAUCGCAAGGUGUUGCCAAUUGUGAUGGGCGCCCGGCCCGAGGAUUACGAGGUGAGUGCUCCGCGUCGUUCCUACAUACAUGUGGACGAGUUUGCCUCGCCCCGAGAGCUGGCCGAGUAUUUGCACAUACUCGACAAGGACGACGAGCUCUACAACUCGUAUUUCAAGUGGAAGGGCACCGGGGAGUUCAUCAAUACGUUCUUCUGGUGCCGCGUCUGCUCCACGCUGCACAAUGAGGAUCAGUUGCGUAAGUCCACCUGGUAUCCGGACAUCAAUGAUUGGUGGCGGGGCGCUGGGGUUUGCACCUCGGGCUCGUGGCGUAACUUUAAGGCGCGCAUGGACGUGAUUAGCGAUGAUUGAGAUGGGGACGUGGUCCAGAUAGUGGACGGCGCCGGUGUCUUCACAUAAUCAAAAUCCAAUACGUGUGGCUAUAUAUAUUGUUGUUGUUUUUGUAGGUAUCUGUUUGUACUGUAAUGUAAAAAACAAGAGAAACAAGAAUUCUCCUUCGCUUUUAUCGAAGAGCCGGGCAGACCCGAAACCAAUUGGUUUUCUAGCUAG